Molecule: messenger RNA, 633 nt
Organism: Peniophora sp. CBMAI 1063
Lineage: Eukaryota; Fungi; Basidiomycota; Agaricomycetes; Russulales; Peniophoraceae
Source: the annotation of a GenBank genome assembly
AUGUCGACCAAACAAGCUCCUACGCGUCAGGCCAUCACCCUAAAGGGAAGCACUGCGCUUGUAACGGAAUUCUUCAAGUAUGCUGUCAACACCAUUCUGUUCCAGCGUGGAGUGUACCCAUCAGACGACUUUCACAUGGUUAAGAAGUACGGUCAGACCGUGCUAGUGACCCAGGAUCUUGCGCUUGAGAAUUACUUGGACAAGAUCCUGAAGCAAGUGCAGAAGUGGCUUUUGACCGGCUCCGUCACACAACUCGUGGUUGCGAUCAUAUCGAAAGAUUCCCGCACGCCGCUUGAGCGCUGGGUUUUCGAUAUCCAUCUCGUCGAAAAGCCGAGCACGGACGCCACCGGGGCUCCCGCGCCACCGAAGCCUGAAGCCGAGAUUCAGGCUGAGAUUCGUUCCAUCCUGAAGCAGAUCGUGUCUACGGUAACCUUCCUGCCGACGAUGGAUGAGCCGACGGUGUUCAACAUCUUGACGUACACGAACGAUUCCGCCGACGUGCCCGCGGACGAGUGGGUCGAUACAGACCCUCUGGCGAUCGAGGCUGGCAAGAGCCAGCAGGUCAAGUUGCGUAACUUUAGCACGGACGUCCAUCGCAUCGAAGCCAUGGUUGCGUACCGCUACGAAGGGUAA